GAGCAGUUAGCAAACAGCUGCACCGGUCGCACCACACCGUCACACAGGUUAGUGAGACAGACUGAGCUCCAUCCGCAACACGAGCCCUCAUGGACCGACUGCUGUGUGACUGUGUGAUAGCUUUGGCUGUGCUGCUGUGUGUGGCUACACAGGUGUUGUGCCAGCUGUGCGACAGGCCCUGCCUCUGCCCCAGUCCUGCCCCUCAGUGCCCCCCAGGAGUCCCUCUGUUGCUGGAUGGCUGCCGGUGCUGCCAGGUGUGUGCCAGGCAGCGAGGCGAGCCCUGCACUGAGAUGUUUCCCUGCGACAGCCAGAGGGGACUGCAGUGCGACUACAGCGCCAGCUUCCCUGGAGAAGCCGGGGAGUGUGUCAGUCAGGAGGAUCUGGGCUGUGAAGUCAACGGCGUCACUUACCAAGAGGGCCAGUCGUUUCAGCCCUCCUGUGACACUUACUGCCACUGCAGAGGUGGAGGGGUGAGCUGUGUGCCAGCUUGCCCUCUGAACGCCCGUCUGCCCACUCCAGACUGUCCCAACCCACAACACGUCCGGCUGCCGGGAAAAUGCUGCAGGGAGUGGGUGUGUGAAAACCUGGAGAACACAGUCAUUCAGGAUGCGAUCACAGCCAUGAGACCCACCAGGUUGUGGCCAGCUCUCCCAAGGGAUCAUCCUCUAAACAGACUGGUCCAACCUGCCGCCAAGUGUGCAGAGCAGAGCACCCAGUGGAGCGCCUGCUCCCAGAGCUGUGGGGCCGGGGUCUCCACACGGGUGUCUAACCAGAACCCAGCCUGCAAGCUGCAAAUGGAAACUCGACUUUGUAAAGUGCGGCCUUGCCAUACAAUUCAACCUGCCACAAGAAAGCCCAUGCAGGGACAGCAGGCGCAUUGCAAGGCCAGCUACACAUCACCAGGCCCCAUCAGGCUUGUUCACCAGGGCUGCUACAGCACUCGGGCCUACAAGCUCCGGUACUGUGGACAGUGCACCGACUCCCGCUGCUGCACGCCCCAUCAAACCACCACGGCUGACGUGACCUUCCUCUGCCCCUCUGGUAGAAAGCUACAGCGACCUGUGAUGAUGAUCCACUCUUGUGUUUGUCACCACAAAUGCCCCUACGCACCUUACCGUAACCCUGCUCUGUGGGGCUACAGGCCUUGAUCGACCUGUCGGAGCACUGAUUCCUUCAGAGCAGGAAGACUUGACUGAUUCAGGGGCCGAACGGUGCGAGAAGCAUGACCAGGUGGAUCCGCAUAGGCAUCCUCUGAUCAAUGGACCUUGAAAGAGAAAAUGUAUAUUUGUAGAUAAAAACUGUGACUGAGUUUGGAUGAACAUUGAUCUUCACACAUGUACAAUCUCAUUCUGCACUUCAGCACAAUUCCUUUCAUAGCUGCACACCUUCGGGAGGUCUAUACUCUGAUGACUGUGCCCUUGACCUAUCCAAGAAUCAAACAUAAAUUAGAUUGUGUAAAGUAGCACUUUUAAACACGUAUGUUGCAAAGUGCUUUACAGAAAGAAGAAAAGGGAAAGAGGGAGAUGGAGACAGAGAAGAUGAUAUAUAAAACAUGGGGCAAAUCCUUAAUCCUUAAAUAUUUGGGCCUUCUGGUGAAUUCGGCAUAUGUUAUAACCACAUCAUAGGGAGUUGCUGCAGCUCCCUCAGCACCUUAGUUCCCCGACCAUGUGUCCAGCACACAGAAACAUAUUAUGAUGCAAUAAAACCAGGAUCGACAUUCUCCAUAUAUUUGGGAUCUGAUUUUUGCAGUGUUCCAAUGUUAGUUGGAGAGAGGAGGUCUGAACUUAUGAAAUGGAGUUUAAAAUCUAUGUUGGGAUCAGAAGUAAUUCUUCAAACUUGCUUGAAGGUUUUUUAAGGCAAAGACAUUUUUUUUUAAAGACAAAGUGACUUUUGUAACCAAACAGGUAAACUGUGAAUUGACGACAAUUGGCCUGAUUAAUUUGGUCAUAAAUAUAGUAUUAAAAACAUGUUUAAAUUGCUAACUGCUGACUAAUUUCAGUAACUUACAAUCUUUGUUUGAUAGAAAUUUAUGCCACACAACGACCCCAACUAUUGUGUUGAUGGAUAUUAUUUUCUGAGGUGAGCAGUGCAUUUUUUUAACUUGUACAGUUUUGUUUGUGUGUUCGUAGCCGGAUGACAUUGCACUUAUUUCUUCAUUUUCUUCAUUUGUUUUGUUGUAAAUAAUUCAUGUGUUGUGAAAAUUGUUUCAGUAUUUUACACAUCCUGCAUUUUGACUCUAAAUGAUUUCAUUGUUUUUGAUUUAUAUUUUUUCAUAUUGUAUUUACAGAUUUAUAGUUAUUUUGUACAUACUGUGGCUUUUCAUGUGUUUCAUAUUUCUCUUCAUUAUUCAUCAGAAGUCAUUGUACAGUACACGUCUUCCUCUUGCAGCACACAGUACCACAGAAGUCACUUUUGGUAUUUCAUAUGACAAAUGAAGCCAAAUUAACAGCUACUAUUACUUGUAAUGGCUUUUAUUUGUUGUUGUCUUCUUCAUAGCUUUAAAGACUUUUUUCAGUCAGACUGGAUGGCCUUUAUACACUUCCUGACAUCUAGUGGACAAAGUACUGAACUGCUGAGGCACAACAACACCUUCAUCACCAUCAUCCUCAGAACAUAAGAUUGCAUAUUUUACUUUUGCUCUUUCUGCUUGCUCCAGAGCUGGUUCAAAUAAUACCAGUACACAAGUUAACAUGAAUUUCUAAAUGGAAUUCUAAAGUAUUGGACACAAAAUUUGGUCACAUGAUGGCACUGUAGAGGAAAGGUCAAAAGAUCACCAAGUUAUUACAAUCAAUCCUGAGGAAAACAUAAAUGUACAAAAUAUCACCCCAUGACUGUCAAAAAACUUCACUUAAAACCUCUCUUAAAAAUUUCAUCUCUUGGUGGCUGUAGGGGAAAAUUCAGGAGAUCAUCAGAGAUCGUCUGAGAACCGUGAUUGUCUGCACCAAACUUCAUGGCAAUUUAUUCUCUGAAACAGAGAAACAGGCUCCUCCAUUCAGUGGACAAUCUGCACCUAUACCUGUCGUCGCUUCUCUUAAGAUAAAAGUUUCACAUAAAAUAAAAUGUUUGAACUAUAAAUAUACAUUUUAAAGUGUGUGUAAGUUGUAAGCCUUAGUGU
Messenger RNA from Acanthopagrus latus (yellowfin seabream), 3115 nucleotides. It is a transcript of the gene ccn5, whose product is annotated as cellular communication network factor 5. Gene Ontology annotation, cellular component: extracellular region; extracellular matrix. NCBI's taxonomy places the organism in Eukaryota, Metazoa, Chordata, Actinopteri, Spariformes, Sparidae. Bases 90 to 1148 code for a protein of 352 amino acids. The record is from RefSeq and is a predicted model, not a curated record. The transcript is spliced from 5 exons. Gene Ontology annotation, molecular function: integrin binding; heparin binding. Gene Ontology annotation, biological process: cell adhesion; signal transduction.